Notothenia coriiceps (black rockcod) is the source of this 2367-nucleotide messenger RNA. RefSeq names its product 1-phosphatidylinositol 4,5-bisphosphate phosphodiesterase delta-1-like. NCBI's taxonomy places the organism in Eukaryota, Metazoa, Chordata, Actinopteri, Perciformes, Nototheniidae. Gene Ontology annotation, biological process: intracellular signal transduction; lipid metabolic process. The record is from RefSeq and is a predicted model, not a curated record. The transcript is spliced from 10 exons. Gene Ontology annotation, cellular component: plasma membrane. Gene Ontology annotation, molecular function: phosphatidylinositol-4,5-bisphosphate phospholipase C activity. The annotation marks the transcript as partial.
AGAACCUUUUGCGAAUUCCUGGAUAAAUUAUUAGCUCCUUUGUCACUUUUGACGUGUCCUUGUGUCCUUUUAGCCAAAGAGAAUAAGCUGCUGUCCAAAGAUGGCUUCCUCAUGUACAUGCACCAUCCAGAGGCCUUGGUCCUCAACCCCGAUCACAGAGAGGUGUACCAGGACAUGGAUCAGCCCCUCAACCACUACUUCAUCUCCUCCUCCCACAACACCUACCUCAUGGAGGAUCAGCUCCAAGGGCCCAGCAGCACAGAGGCUUAUGUCAGGGCUCUGCUGAAGGGCUGCCGCUGUGUGGAGCUGGACUGCUGGGACGGGUCAGAAGGUGAGCCGGAGAUCUACCACGGCUACACACUCACUUCUAAGAUCCUCUUCAAAGAUGCCAUCAAAGCCAUCAAGGAGUAUGCCUUUAAGACGUCCGAUUACCCGGUUAUCCUCUCCUUGGAGAACCACUGCAGCGUGGAGCAGCAGGAAGUCAUGGCCCACCACAUGAGCUCCAUCCUGGGCAGUGACCUCGUCACCUCCCCCCUGGGGGAUGGCAUGCCCAAAUGCUUUCCAUCUCCAGAGGAGCUGAAAGGAAAGUUCCUGAUCAAAGGAAAGAGGUUAAACAAACUGGAGGCCACUUUUGCUCCUGAUAACACUGAAGAUGAAGAAGAGGACGUGACGGAGGAGGAAGAGUCAGACGACGAAGAUCAGGAGCAAGAGAAAAAGAAGGAGAAAAAGAAGCUGAAGCUGGCGAAGGCGCUGUCCGACAUGGUGGUCUACUGUAAGAGCGUCCACUUCCACGGCUUCGAGGACGCCAGACAACACCUGAGCUUCUACGAGAUGUCGUCCUUCAAGGAGAACAAGGCCUUAGAGCUGGCAGCGGAGUCGGCUAAUGCCUACAUCCAUCACAACGUGGAGAAGCUGAGUCGCAUAUAUCCAGCCGGCUCCAGGACCAACUCCUCCAACUAUAGCCCCGUGCCUCUGUGGAGCGCCGGCUGCCAAGUCGUGGCUCUUAACUUCCAGACAACCUGCACAGACAUGGACGUAAACCAGGGCAGAUUCCUUAUUAACGGAAAGAGCGGCUACGUCCUGAAACCGGCCUACAUGAGGGACCCAGCCUCAGAGUUUGACCCCGUCACACUGACCCGAGGAGACUGGCUGCAGCACAAGACACUCCACAUCAUGGUUAUUUCAGGCCAGCAGCUCCCCAAACUGAGCAAGAAGAAAUCCUCCAUCGUGGACCCGCUGGUGAGGGUGGAGGUGUACGGAGUGCCGGAUGAUAAUGCAGAGGCAAAGACCAGUGCUAUCGAUAACAAUGGUUUUAACCCAGAAUGGAAUGAGAACAUGGAGUUUAACGUGCACGUGCCUGAGCUGGCCCUGGUGCGCUUCACCGUCGAAGACCACGACUCGGCGACUUCUAAUGAGUUUGUGGGGCAGUACACGCUCCCAUUCAACAGCUUAAGAAUGGGAUACAGACAUGUGCCGCUGCUCAAUAAGAACGGAGACGUCCUCCCCUCAGCUGGACUCUUUGUAUACAUCAUGGUGACGGAUGCCAACUGAGAACGUCACCGCCAAAGACCUGCAUCACACAGCCAAGUUCCAGCUGCUUUUAAAUGUAUUUGUAUGCUCCUUAGUUUUAGUUUAUGCUUAACUUAUUGGCUUGAUUCCAGUCGUUUUAACUCCAAACAACAAAUCAGUCUACAAAACAAGGGACACAAACUUCAUCUGCAAUCGGACAUCAGUUGGAUUGGUAAGGUGCACAAAAGACUCCCAUUACUACGGAAGAGGAUAAGGGCCACAUGUGAAACCUUUUUGGAGAUCUUACCAAAAGUGAAUUUGUUUUUGAAAUCUGAGAUCAAAGUCAGAAUUCUGAGAAAAAAGUCUGAAUAAUAAAUUCUCACAAUUCUGACGUUGAAGGUGGGGUAGGUAAUUUCAGAGAAACCAGCUCGAGUGCGCUAGAAUUCGAAAAUACACAGACCUUUUUAGAACUAAAACAAAAUUCAAUUUCCGUCAGAUCCCAACAUGUUCUAUUACAUUUGGCCCUUAUCCUCUUGCGUACAUUACAAAGACUGUUUUCCAAAUGUUUGUUUUGUAUGAGUUGCACUAGUGUUUUAAUAAUUCAGUUUGCGAUGCCAUUGGAUCUUCAUUUUUAAAAUGCGGCUUGUGUCCCUAAUUUUUGGGUCAGUUUUGUCUAUUCAAAUAUUUGUAUUGAAAAUGACCAAUUUAUGAAUUCUGGAGAAACACUAGCCAAUGUUAAAAAACGAUGUGCUUUGUAUCCAUCAGUAAUUUUAGUCAUAGAAAGAGUUUAUUUUAUGUGAAAUCAUCACAACUUCUUCUUUUUGUAAAUCAAGAUGAAGAUAAAAGUUUAAAACUUGA